AUGAGACCAGUCUCGGUCGCCUUUCUCGCGAGCUCCGUCCUUGCCCGGGGCCUUCAGCAUGCCGAUGCCGGUGCUGUCGAGGUCCUGGCCGCCAACGCCGACGAGGCCGACAGGUCGUCGGCCGUUCCUACCCGUCAGGGUGUCAUUAUGAACGGCAAUCAUUCAACGGACUUCAUCUCCGUCCACCGGCGAGCGACAAAAGACGAGCUGAAAAAGUUGAAUCAAUACGAGAUAUACGCUUGGUUGCGCAAUAUGGACUUGCGGACCGACUGCUUCUUCGUCACCGUCGCACGUCUUCUUGGCUAUACAACGUCGGAAGCACUUCAAGCAGCUGGCGUUCCGGCGCCUCCACGAGGGAUAAGUCAUGGCGUUACCUUGGCGCAAAUGUAUCUCGCCAUGGAUAGGCUUGGCGUCCGACUCCGUUUAUUGACCUUCCAAGGCUAUACAGAACUGAAUUCUGCCGGUCCGCAGCGGACCGCGAACCUGCGAUGCGCGCCGACCAUGUACAGGCAGCGGUGGUCUACCACUCCACCGCGAACGAUGGGUGUGGCGUUCCGUCGGCGCGGUGGAUCGAGUCACAUUGCCAUUGUCAGGAAUGCCGGCAGGGGUCCACUUACCCAAUACCUCGACUAUCAAUCGAACCCGUUUGGUCAGGAUAUUUCGGCAGACGUCGAGAGUUCGAACAUCUGCUUCUAUUUCUAUAUCGAUCUGGACACGUCUACCGGCACCUUCAUCAGUGGACGGCGGCGGCCUAUUCGCGAGAUGAACAGGCAGGCAGCAAUAGACGCUUCUUCCGCUCGACUGCCGGCUGCUGCCACUCAACCUCAGCAGCCUGCUCCUACCGCGCAACGGACUCAAUCCGAUCCGCUGGAGGCUCCCGCAACGGAUAAUCACGAAGUUUUGGUGGAAGACAUUACUGAUAGGCUGUCACGCAUACACUUGUCAGAAGGGGACGCAGGGAACAGUGCGAAUACAGUCGACGACUUUGAUGACAUCUCUGAUGACAUCUCUGAUUUGUCGGAUAGCAAUGAAGAAUCAACGAGAGAUGAGCCUGAUGGGUCAAAAACCGCCGUCGCAGCAGGACCCUCGGUUCUGAUUCCGUCUGGGGCACUGGACCUUGCAACAAUCGGCCCAAACACAAUCGACAGCAUCUUCUCCAAUCAGCUGACCUCGAACGAGUGUGCGCAAUUCCUCGCGUCAGAGGCCAUCUUCUUACGCACCUCCGGUGCCGCUCGCCCAUCGCCAAACGAGAGCAAUCAUGAGCGGCGAGACAAUGGUCCUAGGAAAUCCGAGUGCUUGAAGCUGCAAGCUGCCGUCGCAAGGUCGUCGCCUUGCCGCAAAAUACGCAGCCUCGAGAUCGGCAUCGUCAUACCGUUUGAGGAUGACGCGGGGACAUAUGACUUUAUUCUCGCCACCAUUGGCAACAGCACCAUACGACUUGGCUUCAAUGAAAUGAGAGGCUACAAGGCCUGGAAGCCAGUAGAUCUAAAAGCAGCUUUUGGCUCCGAUACAGUCGAUAUUCGUAGCAUACAAAAGAUGUACCUUCUUGCUCAAGGGGAAAAGGGAGCCAUCUGGUUCUUCCGAAACGAUUGGUGGAAAGUUCAAGGCAUUGCCUUUCGCGCAAAAUGCGAGACGCCUGGCUUUCUGCUACGAAACGACCGACUCAUGACGCUCAAUAGGUGGUACCAGCAUCCGGCCGCUACGCAAAAGGGCAUAUUACCGUACGAACCGGCGACAGUGGCGAAAUUCUAUAUCAGUACUUCAGACUGGUACAUGACACCUUGCGCAUUUAUCAAGGAGUUGCAGUUUGAAUUUCAGAUUAGCUAUGUGCCUGCAUCUGGAUCGUACGAUUCACUGUCGUUGGCUUUUCAAGACGGCAAGAACUCAACCUUCUUGAUGCAAUCCUUCUCACGUGGAGCAAGAAAAUUGGAUACCGUUGAUCUUGCUGCGAAUUUCGGUAGACGGAUAGUUGACCUACGGCAAAUUACCAAAAUGUCUCUGAGGGACAGGUUCGCCAGCGAAAAGAAAACAGACUGGUGGAGGUUUUCAAGUGCGUGCUUUCCUUGCAGGCCUCAAACCAGUCCCUUCGACGGCUGCAGCUAA
Drechmeria coniospora is the source of this 2103-nucleotide messenger RNA. RefSeq lists its product as uncharacterized. The record is from RefSeq and is a predicted model, not a curated record. The transcript has 4 exons. NCBI's taxonomy places the organism in Eukaryota, Fungi, Ascomycota, Sordariomycetes, Hypocreales, Ophiocordycipitaceae. The coding region runs from base 1 to 2103 and encodes 700 amino acids.